GAUCGUAUUGAUCUGUAUAUGUACACGAUGGAAGAGUCUUUGGUCAGCUUACGCCGUGCACUGGAGCUAGUGGACUGGGAUUACUAUUACGUUGCCGUGAUGUGUGAAUAUGAAACUCUUCUCUUCGACGUUUUCAAGCAACUCAACGUGCAGCUGGACAUUGCGAGACCAAAUUACAUCUACUAUCUAUCCAAGGAAGAAGCCCAUGCACUGACUGUAACCCUUCCGGAAGGAUUACGGCUCGCUUCGCUCAAACCGGAAAAUGCUUAUACUGUCAACGAUCAUUGGUCUCUCCGGGAAGCGGGAUCAGAAUUUUCGCUUGAACGUUUGAUAUGCUGGAACCCUUCGAUUGGAUUGUACGAUUCUUCCGAUAAUUUACUCGGUUGGUGCGUUGUCACGCAGAUGGGCGUUAUUGGAUCGCUCGGUGUUAUCGAAAAGCGCAAGGGAUACGGAAAGCUUGUGUUGAAAGGAAUAGUAAAAAAACUGGCCGAAAUGGGGUUCUGUUCGUAUGCUAGCAUUCUGGUCAAUAAUGAACCUUCCAAGGCUCUGUUUGAAAGCGUUGGUUUUAAGAUUAUAAAACGAGUGAAUUGGAUUCGAAACUGUGAGAGAAAGCUUGUAGAAUGGAAGUCAGGAGCGACGAUUGUAAAGGAGUAG
This is a messenger RNA of Anopheles bellator, 654 nucleotides long. RefSeq lists its product as uncharacterized. The record is from RefSeq and is a predicted model, not a curated record. Gene Ontology annotation, molecular function: acyltransferase activity, transferring groups other than amino-acyl groups. The transcript has a single exon. NCBI's taxonomy places the organism in Eukaryota, Metazoa, Arthropoda, Insecta, Diptera, Culicidae. The annotation marks the transcript as partial.